Cornus florida is the source of this 4196-nucleotide messenger RNA. Its product is annotated as valine--tRNA ligase, mitochondrial 1. Bases 437 to 3862 code for a protein of 1141 amino acids. Gene Ontology annotation, cellular component: cytosol. Gene Ontology annotation, biological process: valyl-tRNA aminoacylation. The transcript is spliced from 24 exons. NCBI's taxonomy places the organism in Eukaryota, Viridiplantae, Streptophyta, Magnoliopsida, Cornales, Cornaceae. The record is from RefSeq and is a predicted model, not a curated record. Gene Ontology annotation, molecular function: aminoacyl-tRNA deacylase activity; valine-tRNA ligase activity; ATP binding.
UAAAGUACUCAGUCGAUCUCCUCUCUCUCAUCUCUAUCUGGUAUAAUUACUGAAUCAAUCUCCUCUCUCUCAUCUCUAUCUCUAUGUUCUAUCAGUCUGAUCAAAUCCUUUGUGUAACCAAAAAGCUUCAUCAAAGACAAUGAACCCCGGCGACAGCUUGGAGCACAAUAUCCAAACUGUUUGGAGCUCUGAUCUGACGACAAUCCAACCCAGCAGUUCCAACACGCUCCAGUUCCGAUAAAGCUGGUGUGGUUCAGUUCCUAAUAAUCUCAUUCUAGCGUGCUCUAUUUCAAUCCAGUGAAUCAAUACCAACUCCUCACAAUUUGGGGAUUGUACUGACCGAGUCCGAUCAAGUAAGUUGUAGUUAAACCCAGAAAGUUGCAGCAACCAAAUCGGAAAGCCUCACCUUUACACAACUAGCGAGCUAUCAAACCGUAUGCAACCGGUGAACUUCAUCUCUUCCGCCCUCACCGCCGCCCUCAUCCCCAUUUCGCCGGCUAUCACCGACGUUCAAGAGCCCGGCGACUCGGACGAGCAAGAAACCGGCGACGUCCGACGACCAAGCGACCAGCGUUCUCUCUCUUCGGUGAAAUCAAAUACGAAAACUCAAGACAUGGAGAAGAAAAAUACGAAAACUCAAGACAUGGAGAGGAAGAAUGAAGGAGGAGAGAAGGUGGAAUCGGAUGCAAAGCUAACAGUCGAAGAGCUCGAGAAGAAGAAGAAGAAAGAAGAAAAGGCCAGAGAGAAAGAACUGAAAAAACUUAAGGCUGCACAAAAAGCAGAAGCAGCCAAACUUCAGGCACAACAACCUUCUAAUGCUUCAAAAGUUGCUAAAAAAAAGAGCACACGGAGAGAGGCAGGGGAAGAUAACCCCGAGGAUUAUGUUGACCCUGAAACUCCUUUUGGUGAGAAGAAACUCCGCUCCAGUCAAAUGGCGAAGCAGUUUAAUCCUAGUGCAGUUGAGAAAUCAUGGUAUGCAUGGUGGGAGAAAUCAGGCUUCUUUGUGGCAGAUUCUAGCAGCUCGAAACCUCCUUUUGUGAUUGUUCUUCCACCUCCAAAUGUGACCGGGGCCUUACACAUAGGCCAUGCUCUUACCUGUGCUAUCCAGGAUACAAUUAUUCGCUGGCGGAGAAUGUCCGGCUACAACACUUUGUGGGUCCCUGGGAUGGACCAUGCUGGGAUAGCAACACAGGUGGUUGUGGAGAAGAAGAUUAUGCGAGAAAGAAAAUUAACCAGGCAUGAUGUUGGCCGUGAAAAAUUUGUAUCCGAAGUCUGGAAUUGGAAGAAUGAGUAUGGGGGUACUAUUAUGAAACAACUACGUUGCCUGGGUGCCUCUCUUGAUUGGUCUCGCGAGUGCUUUACAAUGGAUGAGAAAAGGUCAAAUGCUGUGAUAGAAGCUUUUGUUAGGCUUUACAAGGAAGGUCUUAUUUAUAGGGAUCUGCGGUUAGUGAAUUGGGAUUGUGUCUUGCGAACUGCAAUAUCUGAUAUUGAGGUUGAUUAUCUGGACAUCAAAGAAAGGACAAUGUUAAAGGUUCCGGGAUAUGAAAACCUGGCGGAGUUUGGUGUUUUGACUUCAUUUGCUUACCCUUUAGAAGGAGGGUUGGGUGAGAUUGUUGUGGCUACUACUAGAGUGGAAACAAUGCUUGGUGAUACUGCCAUUGCUAUACAUCCUGAUGACCCAAGAUACAGCCAUCUUCAUGGAAAAUCAGCCAUUCAUCCAUUCAAUGGAAGAAAACUUCCUAUAGUUUGCGAUCCAAUUCUUGUAGAUCCAAACUUCGGCACUGGUGCUGUCAAGAUAACUCCAGCCCAUGAUCCAAAUGAUUUUGAGGUUGGCAAGCGUCAUAACCUUGAGUUCAUCAACAUUCUUACUGAUGACGGGAAAAUAAAUAGCAAUGGGGGUUCGGAGUUUGCAGGGAUGCCACGUUUCAAAGCCCGUGAGGCUGUGACCGCAGCUUUAGAGAAAAAGGGUCUCUACAGAGGUGCUAAAAAUAACGAGAUGCGUCUUGGCCUUUGUUCAAGAAGCAAUGAUGUUGUGGAGCCCCUGAUAAAACCUCAGUGGUAUGUCAACUGCAAUAAUUUGGGCAAGCAAGCUCUUGAUGCUGUUGUGGAUGGUGAAACUAGGAAAAUAGAGAUCAUUCCAAAACAGUAUAUUGCUGAAUGGAAAAGAUGGCUUGAGAACAUUCGUGAUUGGUGCAUCUCAAGGCAGCUUUGGUGGGGUCACCGAAUUCCUGCAUGGUAUGUGUUGCUGGAGGACGACGAACUGAAGGAACUCGGUGCUUACAACGACCACUGGGUGGUUGCCAGAAAUGAGGAAGAGGCUCGAGCUGAGGCUAGCAGAUUAUAUGCUGGGAAAGAGUUUAAGAUAUAUCAGGAUCCUGAUGUUCUGGACACCUGGUUUUCUGCUGGUCUUUUUCCAUUAACUGUGCUGGGGUGGCCUGAUGAUACAGAAGAUUUGAAGGCAUUUUACCCAACUUCGGUUCUUGAAACUGGCCAUGACAUUCUCUUUUUCUGGGUUGCUCGUAUGGUGAUGUUGGGAAUUAAGCUGGGAGGUGAUGUACCUUUUAGAAAGGUUUAUUUGCACCCUAUGAUUCGUGAUGCACAUGGGCGUAAGAUGUCCAAGUCAUUAGGAAAUGUUAUUGAUCCUCUUGAAGUAAUAAACGGAAUAUCCUUGGAGGGUCUUCACAAGAGACUGGAGGAGGGUAACUUGGAUCCCAAUGAAUUGAAGGUUGCCAAGGAGGGACAGGUGAAGGACUUUCCUAACGGUAUUCCUGAAUGUGGUGCAGAUGCUCUCCGUUUUGCCCUAGUCUCUUAUACAGCUCAGUCUGAUAAAAUAAAUCUGGACAUCCAAAGGGUGGUUGGAUAUCGUCAAUGGUGUAAUAAACUGUGGAAUGCUGUGCGAUUUGCCAUGAGCAAGCUUGGAGAUGAUUACACCCCUCCAAAGAAUAUAGAUCCAGAUAGCUUGCCAUUUAGCUGCCAGUGGAUACUCUCAGUUCUGAACAAAGCGAUAUCUAAAACUGUGUCAUCACUAGAUGACUAUGAGUUCUCAGAUGCAGCCACUGCAGUAUAUUCUUGGUGGCAGUCCCAGUUGUGUGAUGUGUUUAUUGAAGUAAUCAAGCCUUACUUUGCUAGUAAUGACCCAGGAUUUGAAUCUGCAAGGAGUUCUGCACAAGAUACCUUGUGGAUUUGUCUGGAUAAUGGGCUGCGGUUGCUUCAUCCAUUUAUGCCCUAUGUUACAGAAGAAUUGUGGCAGCGCCUUCCUGCAACAAAGGGUUGUAUGAGGAAGGAAUCAAUCAUGAUCUGUGAAUACCCAUCAAUUGUAGAGGGCUGGACAAAUGAACAGGUAGAAUAUGAGAUGGAUCUGGUUGAGUCUGCGGUUAAAUCACUUAGGUCGCUCAGGUCGUUGAUGCCUCCAAAGGAAAGACAUGAACGACGAGCAGCUUUUGCACUUUGCCGAACUGAUGCAGUUGCAGAGAUAAUCAAAAGACACGAACUUGAGGUUUCGACUCUCGCCACUUUAUUAUCUUUGAAGGUUCUAAGUGAGAGCGAUGCUGAUCCGGUUGGAUGUGCAGUAUCCGUUGUAAAUGAAGCCCUUUCUGUUUUUCUAAAGCUCCGAGGAACCCUCAAUGCAGAAGCAGAACGUGAAAAGCUCAAGAAAAAGAUGGACGAGAUACAGAAGCAACGUGAUACCUUAACAAAGAUGAUGGAUGCCUCCGGUUACAAGGAGAAGGUUCCUGCUCAUAUUCACGAAGAAAAUGUAGCCAAGCUUGCCACACUAAUGCAGGAAAUUUUGUCCUUUGAACAAGCUAGUCAGCAUUUGGAGCGCGAAAUUUCGGCGGAAACAUCAGAGAAUAAAAAUGAUUGAACCACUAUAUUUAUAUAAUCCAGAAAAAAGUGCUCAAAGUUCAUACAGAUAAUGCGUAGUCAAUACAUUCUUUCACGUCUACAGAGAAUGAAGAAAUGCACUCAUUGGACAUCAUAGGCCGAUUGUUGAUGUAAACUGCAUACUGCCAUUCGAUGACAUGGAUUUAUGCUGCAUUCCCGAUUGUUUUGAGGCACAAAAUGGCUUUAAUUUCGCACAAAACUUGUUAUUGUUUCGUAUUGGAACGACGUAUUUGCUUAAUUUUGGAUCAAUGCAUAUGAAUCCGAAGAUGUUUCACGUUAAUUUUAAGUUAAACCCUUUUAACUUUCUUAUGCUU